GCGAGCGGCCGAGGGCAGGCAGGCCAGCAGGGAGGAGCCGCCGAAGGCGCGACGCGCCAGCGCUCCUUCUCGGUGCAGCUGGGCGCCGGUUCCCACGAGCGAUCUUCACCUUCGCUCCGCCAGCAGUCGUGGAAUGACAGAGAAGGUCACGAGGCCACCGAAGAAAAGGCAAGAAGUAGCAGCAGCAGCCAAGGAGCCUUGGAGGCUAAGCGAGCGAGCGAGCGAGCAGCCGGUACUGAAAAACCGGCGGCCAGUGUGAUGAACGAGUACCUCGGCGUGAGGAGUCUGUCCCCAGCAGCGAAGUACCCGCCAGCCAUGCGAGAGAAGGACUCGAGCCCGCGCAAGAUGCCCGGCCACAUAAGCCCUAAGCAGGCGAGCAUCUACCCGGUGAGCGUGCGCUCGAGCUUGGCCGCGCAGGCUGCCAGCUCGUCGACGAGCGGCGGCCCUGGCGCCGCGGAGCCCGAGGCCGAGCUGCCCUACGACCUGACGCGCCACACGGGCAGCCCCUGCUCCAGCUCGAUGAGCCCGGCCGCGCGCACCCGCGGCCCCGGCAGCCGGCCGCUCGACGACGCCAGCUGCGAGCCGCUGGACCUGCGCCUCGACCACAAGAAGGAGAGCCUGCGCGACGAGAACCAGAACGAGAUCGAGGCGCUCAACCAGAACAGCGCGGCUCCGCAGCCGGGCGGCGAGCGCGGCGCCGCCGGCCUGCCCUACCACACGGUGCUCUUCCCCCAGCACCACGCGGUGCACCCGCUGGUCCUCGAGGCUAUGUACCGCUCGCAGCAGCAGCUCGCGCAGCCGGCCGAGCUGCCCAAGAUCCAGGUGCGCGCGCUGCCGACGAUGGUGCCGCUGCCCGGCGGCCGGUUCUCCGCGACGGCCGCGUCCGCCGGCAGCGCGGCCGCGAGCUGCGCGCUGAGGCCGCCCAGCCCGGGUGGCCAGCUGGGCCAGCUGGGCCAGCAGCCGCAGGCCGGCGCGUCCGAGGCGGGCGCGCAGGCCCACGCGGGCCCGCAGCCGGCGACCGGCCCGGGCCUGCCGGCCUACUCGAUAGCCGUGGGCGCGGGCCUGAAGCCCAAGGACCGCUACUCGUGCAAGUUCUGCGGCAAGGUGUUCCCGCGCUCGGCCAACCUGACGCGCCACCUGCGCACCCACACCGGCGAGCAGCCCUACAAGUGCAAGUACUGCGAGCGCAGCUUCAGCAUCUCGAGCAACCUGCAGCGCCACGUGCGCAACAUCCACAACAAGGAGAAGCCGUUCAAGUGCCCGCUGUGCGAGCGCUGCUUCGGGCAGCAGACCAACCUGGACAGGCACCUGAAGAAGCACGACGCCGACGGGCCGACGAUACUGGACGAGGUGCGCUCCAGGUACCACGGCCAGCUGCCGCGCGCCGACGAGUCCUACUUCGAGGAGAUCCGCAGCUUCAUGGGCAAGAUCACGUCGCGCGGCGGCCAGGCCUCGCUGCCCUACUUCCCCGGGCUGCUGGGCGCGGCCAGUCCCGAGGAGCGCGCCGCCUGGAGCGAGAAGCACCAGCUGAGGCUCGAGGACAAGCGCCAGAGCGCGGCCGGCCAGGCCCACGGCGACUCGUCCUACUUCAGCGACCGCGACAACCUGAGCUCGAGGUCGAGCAGCAGCGCGCCCGAGAGCCUGCACGAGGAGCAGCAGUCGCCGCCGCUGUCGCCGGCGGCCAACAAUACCUGAGCCCGCUCACCUGCUCCUCCUUGCGACUGGCCUGCUCGCUGCUUCCUC
This is a messenger RNA of Phymastichus coffea, 1743 nucleotides long. RefSeq names its product transcription factor hamlet-like. Lineage: Eukaryota; Metazoa; Arthropoda; Insecta; Hymenoptera; Eulophidae. The transcript has 4 exons. The record is from RefSeq and is a predicted model, not a curated record. Bases 259 to 1695 code for a protein of 478 amino acids. Gene Ontology annotation, molecular function: DNA-binding transcription activator activity, RNA polymerase II-specific; RNA polymerase II cis-regulatory region sequence-specific DNA binding. Gene Ontology annotation, cellular component: nucleus. Gene Ontology annotation, biological process: regulation of transcription by RNA polymerase II.